Rattus norvegicus (Norway rat) is the source of this 29329-nucleotide messenger RNA. Lineage: Eukaryota; Metazoa; Chordata; Mammalia; Rodentia; Muridae. The record is from RefSeq and is a predicted model, not a curated record.
CUUUCUGCAGGCACUCAAAAGGAUGAGUUUUCCUCAUAUCACAAUUUUCACUGUGUCCCAUAAGUUUGGAUAUGUUGUACCUUAAUUUUCAUUAAAUUCUAAGAUUUCUUUAAUGUCUUUCUUUUUUUUUACCUUGACCGUGUUAUCAUUGAUUAGAGGAUUGUUCAACUUCCAUGUGUAUGUGGGCAUUCUUUCCUUAUUGUUAUUGAAGACCGGGUUUAGCCCGUGGUGGUUUGAUAGGACACAUGGGAUUAUUUCUAUCUUUUUGUAUCUGUUGAGUCCUGUUUUGUGCCCAAUUAUGUGGUCAGUUUUGGAGAAAGUACAAUGAGGUGGUGAGAAGAAAGUAUGUCCUUUUGUUUUAGGAUAGAAUGUUAUGUAAAUAUAUGUUAAGUCCAUUUGAAUCACAAAUUCUAUUAGUCUGUCUAUGUCUCUGUUUAUUUCUGUUCCAUGAUCUGUCCACUAAUGAUAAUGGGGUGUUGAAAUCGCCUGCUAUUGUUGUGUUAGGUGCAAUGCUUACUUUGAGCUUUAGUACGGUUUCUAUUAUGUGUGUAGGUGCCCCUGUAUUUGAAGCAUAAAUAUUUAGGUUUGAGAGCUCAUCUUGGUGAAUUUUUAUUUUGAUGAAUAUAAGUGUCCUUCCUUAUCUUUUUUGAUGACUUUUAGUUGAAAAUCGAUUUUUUUCUAAAUUAGAAUGGCUACUCCAGCUUGCUUCUUCAGAUGACUUGCUUGGAAAGAUUUUUUUUUCCAGGCUUUUACUCUGAAGUAGUGUCUGUCUUUGUCUCUGAGGUGUUAUUCCUGUAGGCAACAAAAUUCUGGGUCCUCAUUAUCUACCAAGUUUGUUAAUCUGUGUCUUUUUAUUGGGGAAUUGAGUCCAUUGAUGAUAAGAGAUAAUAUUGAAUAGUGAUUGUUGCUUAAUGUUAUCUGCACAUUUGGAGGUGUGAUUAUGUUUGUGUGCUUGUCUUCUCUUUGUUUAGUUGCCAAGACAAUUAGUUUUUUACUUCUUCUAGGGUAUAGCUUGCCUCCUUAUGUUGGGCUUUACCAUUUAUUAUCUUUUGUAGGGCUCAAUUUGAAGAAAGAUACUGUGUAAAUUUGGUUUUGUCAUGGAAUAGCUUGGUUUCUCCAUCUAUGUUAAUUGAGAGUUUGCUGGGUACAGUAACCUGGGUUGCCAUUUUUGUUCUCUUAGGGACUGUAUGACAUCUGUCCAGGAUCUUUUGGGUUUCACAGUCUGUGGUGAGAUGUCUGGUAUAAUUCUGAUAGGUCUACCUUUAUAUGUUACUUGGCCUUUUUCCCUUACUGCCUUUAAUAUUCUUUCUUUGUUUUGUGCAUUUGGUGUUUUGGCUAUGAUGUGACAGGAGGAGUUGCUUUUCUGGUCCAAUCUAUUUGGAGUUCUGUAGGGUUCUUGCGUCUCUAUGGCCAUCUCUUACUUUAGGUUAAGGAAGUUUGCUUCUAUGAUAUUGUUGAAGAUAUUUACUGGUCCUUUGAGUUGGGUGUCUUCCUUCUGUUCUAUACCUAUUAUCCUUAGGUUGAAUCUUCUAUGUUUUGGGCUAUUAGCUUUUUCUGUUUUACAUUAUCUUUGAUAGUUGUGUUGAUAAUUUCUAUGGAAUCCUCUUCUCCUAAGAUUCUCUCUUCUAUCUCUUGUAUUCUGUUCAUGAUGCUUGCAUCUGUGACUCCUGAUCUCUUCUCCAGGUUUUCUAUCUCCACUGCUGUCUCCCUUUGUGCUUUCUGUAUUGUUUUUAUUUCUAAUGUUAGCUCCAGGAUGGGUUUGUUCAUUUCUUUCUACUGUUUUGUUGUUUUUUCCAGUAGUUCCUUAAGGGGUUUUUGUGUUUCCUCUUUAAGGGCUUCUAGUUGUUUGCUUGUGUUGUCUUGUGUUUCCUUAAGGGAGUUAUUUAUGACCUUCUUAAAGUCCUCCAUCAUCAUGAUAAAAUUUGAUUUUUGCAUCGAGAUCUUGUUUUUCUGGUUUGUUUUUGAUAUUCAGUGUUUGCUUUGGUGGGAGAAUUGGACUCUUAUGAUGCCAUGUAGUCUUGGUUUCUGUUGCUUGGUUCCCUAUGCUUGCCUCUUGCCAUCAGGUUGUCUCUGGUGUUACCUUGUUUUUUUAUUCCUGACAGUGGCUUGUCAGCCUAUAGGCCUGUGUUUCAAGAGUGCUGUAGACCUGUUUUCUUUCAGCCAGUUAUGGAAAUAGAGUGUUUUGCUCUCAUUCAUAUAGUCAUUCCUGUCCACUGGCUUUCAGCUCCCCCUGUGAGCAGGUGCCAGAAGGGCUUGCCGCUACUUCUGGUUCCCUGUGCACAGGUGGCCCAGAUGGUGCUAGGUGUUUUCCUCUAGAGUCAGAAAUGUGGGCGGGGUCUAGUCUCUACAUGUUUCCCAGGCAUGUCUGCCCAUCUGAAGUUCUAGCUCUCCCCACCAAGGGAUUUGGGUGCAGGGAGCUGUUUGACUGGGCACGAUCAGAUCUGGAUGCAGUCUGGACCAUAGGGCUCCUGCAGCUUGACUGCCCCUCUCUUCCUGUACCCAGAUGCUCUAUACAGUCUCCUCUUGGGACAGGGAUGUGGGCAAAGGUGGGCAGAACCGGCAGGCUCUCCUGGCCUGCAGUCUCAGGAUUGCCCACACUUUUGGGAGAUCUGCUCUCUCUCCCACAAGGUUUGAGAGCAGGGAGCUAUGGGCCAGGAUCAGCGAGGUUUGGUCAUCAGCGAGAAAUUGUAAGUGUCUGGUCCCAGAGGAAUUUUGCCUUUGUGUGUCCUUAGUCCACCAGGCAGGUCACUUGCAGCAGAAAAGUUGUUCUUACCUCUGGUCUCGGUUCUGAAGUCACUCCAUGGGGCUGGGUUUCAGCUCUCUUUGUGGGCAGCAACCAGAAUGGCCUGUACUUCUCCUGGGUCCCUGUGUACAGGGUGACUAGAUGGCACUAAGUGUUUUUCACUAGAGUCAGAAAUGUGGGCAGAGAGUAGUCUCUUCUCUUGAUUUUGAUAUUAUAGAGGAUUAUAUUUACAUGUUUGAAUCUCAGAAGAUUUUGAACUUUGGACUUUUAAGAUUUUUGGGACUGAUUUUGACUUUGGGGAUUUUGAAAUUGGACUUAAUGCAUUUUGUAUUAUGCUAUGCUUAUGUUUGUCCUCCAUAGACUCAUGUGUUUGAACAAGCCUAUGGAGACUAGGGACUAGAAUAUAGUGGUUUGUGUAUCCUUGGACUACGGAGUGACACUGUUAGGAAUUAUGGCCAUGUUGGAGCAUGAGUGACCUUGUUGAACAAAGUGUGUCAAUGUAUGUGUGGACUUUGAGACCCUUCUCCUAGCCUUGGGGAAGCAAAUCUUCUCCUGUCUGCCUACUGAUCAAGAUGUAGAACUUUUGGCUCUCCUUACAGUCCCCCAUCUGCCUGGAUGUUUCCAUCCUCCUGUAUUGAUAAUGACUGAACCUCUGAACCUGUAUGCCAAUCCCAAUUAAAUUUUGUCCUUUAUAAGAGGUGCUUGAUCAUGGUGUCUUCACAGCACUGAAAACCUAAGUAGGUGUAGGCAAUAAACAUAAAUUAUUAAUAAUUCAAUUUUUCCCAUGCCCAUGUGACAGUAGGAUUAUAGAAGAUUCCUCCUGCAGGUCCCCGAUCUCUCUAGUCAUGGGUUUUUAAUUAAAUUAUAAUUUAAAACAUGAUAUCUCUCAUAUGGUGAAUGAUUCAAAUCCAGUAAGUUAGCAAUUAGAUAUACUCUAACAAUUGUAUAUCUGGGCAUUUCUUGCUUAGCAUGUGUAGAAUAUGUAGCUAGGCAUGGUAAGAUUAAAGUCAUUGAUAUCAUUUCUCCUCACAGCAGAGUCUAAUAUACCUUCUGACCUUUCUAAAGCUAGUCAAAAAACAACUGUUCUCUGAUGGAUAGGAGAUUUAAUUUCUAUAUCCUGGUGUCUUCAGCAAUAGGGUGUUUCCAUGUAGUUAUGAUGUAUCAGCAAGUCUAGAGGCAGUGGUCUGUGUUGUGUUGAAGACAUUGGUGCGCCCUGCUUUGCACUUUGAUUUUUCAUUUAAUAACACAUGUUUCUGUGGUUUAAUUCUUCUUAAGAGUCAUAUUUUGAAUUUUUAGUGUGUUUGAAUACAGACAUUAUGUCAUCCUGAGUGUGCUGGAACUUACUCAGUAGACAUGGUUGACCUCAACUUCAGAGAUCUGCCUGCCUCUAGUCCUGAGUGCUAGGAUAAAAGGCAUGUACCACCCCACACUCAGGUCUAUUUUGAUCACCAAGUUACAUUUUCAUCACAGAAUAUAUUGUGAUCAGGUUUUACAACCUCACAUCCACCCAGAUCCUCCCCAACAUUCCUACCCACUGAGUUUCACGUGCAUUCUCUUUCUUGAUGAGCACAAAACAUACAAAAUGUGAAAAUCGAUUCAAAUUCUGUGGGAAAGAGAACUGAAAACCAAGAAAUGAAGAACAUCCUGAGAUCGCAGGACACACUGCCACUUCUUCCCACUUCUGCCCACAUCCUUGGACCAAGAGGAAACUGCAUACUGUCUCAGGACACAGAAAUACAGGAGUAGUCAAUUUCUGGUACUUGUGGUUCUGGUCUGCACCCAGAAAAGAACUGAUUUGAACCAAUACUGCUUCCUGCACCCAAAUCCCAUGGGGGAGGGAGCUGGACACUCAGAAGUACUGACACUCCUGAGAAAUCAGAGGAGACUACCAUCUGCUGGUAGUUAAAUGAAAAUCAAAUUUAUUUCACACUCCCCACCCAAGAGGGAAUCACCUAGUGCCAGCUGUGCCCCCUGGGUGUAAGGAUUAAGAGCAGUCAGGGUCAGGACCCAUCUGAUCCCUGCCUGCAUCAAGAGCUGAAAGACAGUCUCCAGGAGUGCCUACACACCUGAGAGAAGAGCAUCUGUUCUCAUAAACUGAUGAACGAAAACGGGAAAACAGUUCUACAAGAGUGCUUACACAGAGGCCUACAGGAGGGUUAAGCCACUUCCAAAAACAGCAAGACAAUGAAACACCAGAGACAACACGAUGGCAAGAGGCAAGCACAGGAAACUAAGCAAUAGGAACCAAGACUAUUUGGCAUCAUCAGAGCACAGUUCUUCCACAAAAGAAAAUAUAGGAUAUCCAAACACACUGGAAAAGCAAGAUUUAGAUUUAAAAUCACAGUUUAUGUUAAUGAUGAAGGACUUUAAGAAGGACAUAAAUAACACACUCAAAAAUUCAGGACAACAUAAGUAAACAAGUAGAAGCCUUUAGAGAGGAAACCCAAAAACCCCUAAAAGAGUUACAGGAAAACACAAGCAAACAGGUGAAGGAAUUGAAAAUGGAAAUAGAAACAAUAAAAAAAGCACAAAGGGAGACAACCCUGGAUAUAGAAAACCAAUGGAAGAGACAAGUAGCCGUAGAUACAAUGAUCACCAAUAGAUAGAAGAUGAGAAGACAAGUGAUAGAAGAGAGGAUCUCAGGGGCAGAAAAUACAAUAGAAAACAUUUAAACAACUGUCAAAGGUAAUGUAAACUGCAAAAAGCUUCUAGUCCAAAACAUACAGGAAAUCCAGGACACAAUGUGAAGAUCAAACCUAAGGAUAAUAGGUAUAGAAGAUAGUGAAGAUUUGCAACUUAAAGGGCCAGUAAUAUAUUCCACAAAAUUAUAGAAGAAAACUCCCAUAACAUAAAGAAAGUGAUGCCCAUAAACAUACAAGAAGCCUACAGAACUGCAAAGAGGUUGGGCCAGAAAAGAAAUUUCUCGUGUCACAUAAUAGUCAAAUGCACAAAACAAAUAAAAAAUACAAAAAACAGUAGGGAAAAAAGGUCAAGUGACAUAUAAAGGCCAACCUAUAAGAAUUACACCAAACUUUUCACCAGAUAUUGUGAAGGCCAGAAGAUCCUGGACAGAUGUCUUACAGACUCUAAGAGAACACAAAUGCCAGCCCAUGGUACUAUAUCCAGCAAAACUCCCAAUUAACAUAGAUGGAGAAACCAAGGUAUUCCAUGACAAAACCAAAUUUACACAGUAUCUUUCUACAAAUCCAGCCCUACAAAGGAUAAUAGUUGGAAAACUCCAACACAAGGAGAGGAACUAUGCCAUUCAAAAAGCAAGAAUUUAAGCUCCUCACAAUGAAACCAAAAAGAGAGACACACAAACAUAAUUUAACCUCUAUCAAUGAAAAUGACAGGAAGUGACAAUCAAUAUUCUUUAAUAAUGCUCAACAUCAAUGGACUCCAUUACCCAAUAAAAAGAUAUAGACUAACAGACUGGAUACAUAAGGAGCAUCCACCAUUUUGCUGCAUAUUGGAAACAUACCUCAGAGACAAAACAGUACCUCAGAGUAAAAGGCUCGAAAACAAUUUUCCAAGCAAGUGGUUGUAAGAAAAAACCUGGAGUUACCAUUUUAAUAUUGAAUAAAUUUCAGUUUCAAACAAAAGUCAUCAAAAAAUAUAAGGAAGAACACUUCAUAUUCAUCAAAGGAAAAAUCCACCAAAAUGAACUCUAAAUCCUAAAUAUCUGUGCUCCAAAUGCAAUAGCACCUAUAUUCAUAAAAAUAAUCUUACUAAAGCUCCAUUCACACAUUGCACCUAACACAAUAACGGUAGGAGAUUUCAACACCCGACUCUUAUCAAGGGACAGAUCAUGAAAACAGAAGUUAAACAGAGACAUAGAGAAAGUAACAGAAGUUAUGGACCAAGUACAUUUAACAGAAAUGUAUAUAGAACACUUCAUGUAUAUAGAGCACUUCAUGGAACCUUCUCUAAAACUGACCAUAUAUGCAGUCACAAGUCAGGCCUCAAGACAUACAGUAAGAUAUAAAUAAUACCAUGCUUCCUAUCAGAUCCCUAUGGACUAAGGCUCAUUUUCAAUAAUAACAAAAAUGACAGAAAGCCCACAUAAACAUGGAAGAUGACAAUGCUCUACUCAAUGACAACGUGGUCCAGGAGGAAAUAAAGAAAUUAAAGACUUAUUAGAAUUUCAUGAAAAUGAAGAUACAACAUACCGAAAUUUAUGGGACACAAUACAAGUACGGCUAAGAGGAAAACUCAUAGCUCUGAGAGCCUGGAAAAAGAAACAGGUGAGAGGAGAACCCACAAACCUAUAGUCACUUGAUCCUUGAAAAAAGGAGCUAAAAUCAUCCAAUGGAAGAAAGAUGUCAUUUUCAACAAAUGGUGCUGGAUGAACUGGAGGUCAGCAUGUAGAAGAAUGCAAAUUGAUCCAUGCUUAUCACCAUGGGCAAAGCUUAAGUCCAAGUCAAUCAAGGACCUGCACAUCAAACCAGGUAAACGCAAACUAAUAGAAGAAUAACUGGGGAAGAGUCUCAAACACAUGGGCACUGGGGAAAAUUUCCUAAACAAAAUACCAAUGGCUUAUGCUCUAAGACCAUGAACCAAUAAAUGGGACCUCAGAAAACUUCAAACCUUCUGUAAGACAAAAGACACUGUCAUUCAGACAAAAUGGCAUCAAACAGAUUGGGAAAAGAUCUUUACCAAUCCUACAUCUGAUAGAGGACUAAUAUCCAAAAUAUAUAAAGAACUCAAGAAGUUAGACUCCAGAGAGCCAAAUAACCGUUUUAAAAAAUGGGUAUAGUGCUAAACAAAAAAUCCCCAUCUGAGGAACAUGUAAUGGACGAGAAACACCUAAAGAAAUGUUCAACAUCCUUAGUUAUCAGGGAAAUGUAAAUCAAAACAACCCUAAAAAUCCACCUCAUACCAGUCAUAAUGGCUAAGAUAAGAAACUGAGUUUAUAGCAGAUGCUACCGAGGAUGUGGACAAAUAGGAACACUCUUUCAUUGUUUGUGGGACUUCAAACUCAUUCAAGCCAUCUGGAAAUCAGUCUGGAGGUUCUUCAGAGAGUUGGACAUACCACACUAUGUGAGGACCCAGCUAUACCUCUUUUGGGCAUAUACCCCAAAGAUGGUCCAAUGUAUAAUAAAGGCACAUGCUCUACUAUGUUCAUAGCAGCCUUAUUUAUAAUAGCCAGAAGCUGGAAAGAACCCAGAUGCCCUUCAGCAGAGGAACUGAUUCAAAAUAUGUGAUACAUCUACACAAAGGUGUACUACUCCUCAUUCCAAAACAAUGAAAUCAUGAAAUUCAUGGGCAAGUGGAAGUAACUAGACAAUAUCUUCCUGAGUGAGGUAACCCAGUCACAGAAAACCAAACAUCGUAUACACUCAUUAAUAAGUGGAUAUUAGCCCAAAAGCUAGAAUUACCAAAGAUGCAAACCACAGACCUCAAGAAGCACAAGAAGAAGGAUGACAAAAAUCUGGCUGCUUCCACUCCUUAUUAGGGGGAAAAAUAUCCAUAGGUGGGGAUAUGGAAGCAUAGUUUGGAGCAGCGACUGAAGGAACAGCCAUAUAUAUACAGCCACCCAAACUAGAUAAGAUUUAUGAAGCUAAAAAGUCCAUGCUGAACAGAACUGGAUUUUGAUCUCUCCCGAGACACAUCAAGAGCCUGUCCAAUAUAGAGGUCAGUGCUAGCAGCAAACUAUUGAACUGAGAAUAGGACUCCCUUUGGGGGAAUUAGUGGAAGGACUGAAAGAGCCGAAGGGGAUUGCAACCCCAUAUGAACAAUGCCAACCAAAUAUGCCAAUGCUUCCAGGGACUAAACCACUACCAAAGACGAUACAUGGACUGACCAGGGCUCCAACUGCAUAUGCAGCAGAGAAUAGCCUUGUUGGGUCACCAGAGGAAGAGGAAGCCAGGGGUCCUGCGAAGGUUGGACCCUCUGUGCAGGACAAUGUCAAGGGGGGCACAUAAGGGAAAGUGUAUGGGGGAGAACACUCUUAUGGGGUAGGAGUAGGGGACAGGUAGCUUAUGGAUAGGAAACCAGGAAAGGGAAUAACAUCUGAAAUGUAAAUAAAGAAAUAUAUUCAAUAAAAUAAUAAAUAAAAAUGUGAAAAUCAAACAAGUAAAGAAACAAACCAAACCAAACAAUAAAUAGAGCAACACAUACAAUAAACAAACAAAAAAGCAAUCUACCAAAGAAACACAGAGUCUGAUUCAUGAUGUCAACUUCUGACUUACUAACUAGUAUAUUUCUCUCAGACAUUUUCAUAGAGCUUUUGUUUUGGUUAAUCAAUCUUUUAUUCUCUCCUGCAUCUCGUUUUUCAUUUUUAUCUUAUUUUGAUCUUUUAAUACUCACAAUCAACCCCUCAGUUUUCAUAUAACACACUUAUCCCUCCUCUGGUAUAUUGAUGGUUUUCGAAACAAUAAAUAUUAAUUCCCCCCAAAAUUUCUGUAGUUUUAUUUAUGUAGUGUCUAUAGAUAGCAAUUUUCUGUGUUGUCUUCUAUAUCUUUAAAUGUAUUUUAAACUCUUAUUCUUUUUUGUAUUGAUAUAGGUAUUCAUAUCAGCCAGGCUACCCUUGAAUUCCAGAUUAUCAUGUUUCCAUCUCUCAGCUGAUGUCACAACAGGCAUCUGAGCCUGCCCUAUAAUAAAAAUGAUAAUAUAAAUCAUUUAUAAACUUUUUCUACAGAGAAGCAAUUACAUUCACAGAAUACACUACAAUGAUAAAACUCAAAAAUUUAUUAAUGAUCUGAUAGUAUGUUCUAUAACAUGAUUCACAUUCAUAUCUAUCCAUUUUCUGGAUAAUGUCACUACGUCGUUAUGGUCAGUAUCAUGCUGUAUACUCACUUGUAAUGUCCUCAUGAACAUUGUUUUUGAAAUGCUUACUGACGUAAUUUCUUUGUGUCUUUUAACUUGACAUUUAAAAAAUUUAAGCGUAAAGUUGGAGUGUAUAUGUAACAAUAUGUAUCUUCAGUAAGUCAUAAGAAAUAAGAGCUGUAUCACAUGUACACACCUCUUCAAUCACUAUUUUGCUCUGUAGUUUCAUAUCUAUUAAAAUAGGACAGAAAUAGAGUCAUAUCAGUGGUGGGAACCUCAGUUCUGAAUGCACCUUAAUAAGAUCUGACUGUAGGUAAGCCUGGUGAUAUUUUCUUAAUUAGCAAAUAAUGUGUGGGGCCCAGUCAGAUGUAGGUGCCACAUUUGGCUUAGUGAUCUUAGGUUCUGUAAUAAAGAAGGAUGAGCAAGCCAUGGAGAAUAAACGAAUGAUCAACACCCUUACUUGACCUGUGCAUCAGCUUCUUCCUCUUGGUUCCUGUCAAGUUUGAGUUUCUCUUCUGAUUUCCUUAAGUGAUGGAUUAUAAUGUGAAAAUGUAAACAAAUAAUUGCUUGCCUCUCAAGGUUACUUUCAUCAUGGUGUUUCAUCAUGCAAAUAAAAAGUCAGAUGAAUAGAGCCAUCAAUCCCUAACAGGGAAAAAUUUUAGGAAACAUUUUAGGGAAACAUUAAAGACUAUUCUACUUGAUGCUCUCGUGCCUGACUCCAGACAAGUAGACAUUUGUUGUCUUGUAAUGCAAAUUAGUAUGUCCUAGUUCAGAGUGAGAAUUUGACUCCAUUUUCUCUGUAUUAUUUUUAUUUCUAUUACUGAAUUUCAGCCAAUUCAAACUUUUUUCACAAAUCAGUGGUUAAUAAUUUUUAUUAAUCAGCACUUUGCCUGUUUCACAAAUAACAAUGAUAUUCCUCCGUCCACAUGUGAACAUAUGUAUUUCUAAGUUUUAUCAAUUCUGAAUAAAACUUUCAUGUAAAGUUUUAGCCAGAGCCUUACUUAUAGAGAUGAGGAUGCUUUCAGGCAACCAUCGGAUUCAGUACAUGGACCCCAGUGAAGCAUUUACAAAAAGGACUGAAGGAGCUGAAGGGGUUUGCAACAUCAUAGGAAGAACUACAAUAUCAACCUACUACACCUCCCAAGAACUCCCAGGGACUAAAUCAGGAACCAAAGGGUAUAUAUGGUGGAACCCAUGGCUCCAGCCACGUAUGUAUCAAAGGAUGACAUUGUCUGGCAUGAAUAGAGAAGCUCUUGGUCCUGUGAAGGCUAUUUUCCCCAGUGUAGGGAAAUGGCAGUGUGUUGUGGUGGGAGUGGAUGGGUGUGAAGGGGAGCAUCUUCAUAAUAGGAUGGGUAAUAUUUGAAAUGUAAAUACAUAAACUAUCCAAUAAAAAUCUUAUGUCAUUCACUGCGAGUGAAUAUAUAUCAAUUAUCUAUCUAUCUGUCUAAUCUAUCUAUCUAUGUCUGUUUGUUAAGCAUACAGAGCUAUAUUUGUUUUCCUGUGAAGAUUUUUUUCAUAAGAAACUUUUAAAAGUUACCCCUUACCUUUACCAUUUGGUAAUAUCAAUGCAUUGAAUUUUUAAUCAUCUGGAUGAAUUGAGGAGGUCUUAGUUCUCUGAGAUCUAAUGAUACCAACCAUAUUUUCAUGUAACUUUUGGUCACUCAGAUGUUUUCCUUCUCAAAAAUCAGUUCACAUAUGGUCAUUGCUUAUAAGUCUUUUCAGUCUUUGAAUUGUAAGAAAAUAUCCAUAUAUAUAUAUAUAUAUAUAUAUAUAUAUAUAUAUAUACACACACACGUAGAGACACACACAUAUAAUUUGUAUGCAAAAGCUUUGACUACAUGCUUUAACAAGUUCCCAAUGUGUAGUUCUUCAUUUUCUGAAAUAAAUCAAUUAAUAGCAGAUAAUUUAGCCCUCUAUUGAAGAUUGACUUGACAGUUAUCAACCCUUUCUGCAUCAAACUGUAUCAAACUGCAGAGAUUUUAUCUGUUAAUUUUCCCAAAAAUUAUGUAUUGUUUUUGUAGGUGUAGAAAUUUUCUCUACUGUUUUUUAAAUUAUUUUUCAGUUAACUAUUCAUAUGACUUCAUUUGCCCCUGUUUUACUAGAUAAUUUUUAUUUACCUUUCAAAUGUUAUUCCCUUUCCUGGUCUCCAGUCCAUAUGCCCCCUAAACGAUCUCCCUCCCCAUCUUCUAUACAGGUGUUCCCCCUCCCAAACUACUGCUCCUUCCUGCCUACCUGCCCUGACAUUCCCCUAUAUUGGGUGGGUUCAGCCUUGACCAAACCAAGGGCUUCUCCUCCCAUUGGUGCCCAACAAAGCCAUCAUCUGCUUCAUAUGCAGCUAGAGUUAUGGGUUAGGCCAUGUGUACUCUUUGGGUAGUGAUUUUGGGAGCUCUGGUUGAUUGGUUUUGUUCUUCUUAUGGGGUUGCAAGCCCUUUCAGCUCCUUUAAUCAUUUUCCUCCUUCCUCCAACAGAGACCCCUUUCUUAAUUCAAUGGUUUGCUGCUAGCAUUUGGCUCUGUGUUUGUCAUGCUAUGGCUGAGCCUCUCAGCAGACAGCUACAUCAGAUUCCUGUCAGCAUGUACUUCUUGACUUCAUAGAUAUUAUCUAGUUUUUGUGGCUGCAUAUGCAUGGGCUAAAUCUCCCGGUGAGGCAGGCUCUGAAUGGCCAUUCCUUCAGUCUCCUCCAAACUUAAUCUUAAUUUUUCCUGUGAAUAAUUUAAUUCCCCUUUGUAAGAUGGACUAUAGCAUCUGUUGAAGGGCAUCUGGGUUCUUUUCAGCUUCUGAUUUUAUAAAUAAAGUUGCUACGAACAUAGUGGAACAUGUGUCUUUUUUGUAUGUUGGAGCAUCUUUUGGGUAAAUGCCCAGGAGAGGUAUAGCUGGGCCCUCAGAUAAUACAAUGUCCAAUUUUCUGAGGAACCUCCUGACUGAUUUCUAGAUUGGUUGUGGCAACUGGCAAUCCAACCAACAAUGGGGGAGUGUUUCUCCUUCUCCUCAUCCUUACCAGCAUCUGUUCUCACCUGAGUUUUUGAUUUUAGCCAUUUUUGACUGGUGUGAGGUCGAAUCUCAGGGUUGUCUUGAUUUGCAUUUUCCUGAUGACUAAGGGUGUUGAAGAUUUCUAUAGGUACUUCCCAGUCAUUUGAUAUACCUCAUCUGGGAAUUCUUUGAUUAGCUCUGUACCCCAUUGUUAAAUAGUGUUUUUGGCUCUCUGGAGUUUAACUUCUUUGUAUAAAUUGGAUACUAGCCAUCUCUCUGAUGUAGGUUUGGUAAAUAUCUUUUUUUCCAAUCUGUUGGUUGCUGUUUUAUCCUAAUGACAAUAUCAUUACAGCUUUACAGAAGCUUUGCAGUUGUAUGAGGUCCCAUUUGUCGAUUCUUGUAGCUUUAACUUAUACAUUUAGAUCAAAUAAUAUUUUAUUUUAAAUUUUCAUUUACAUAUCUGUUGGUAUGUCUUUGUUCAAAUGCUGUGUGUGUGUGUGAAUUCUUGCAGAAGCCAGAAUGUGCUACUAGACCUUCUGAAGUUUUAGUUUUAGGUGUUUGUGAACCAACUCAGUGCUGGAAAAUAAAUUCAGAUCCUCGUAAGAGUAGCAUACUCCUCAUUCUCUUUUAAAUAUUAUAACAGAGAUUCAGUGAAUACAUUUUGUGAGCUCAACAAAGUUCUGAGCAUUUAAAACUGACUUUACUUUUCCAAGAAGUUUUAUUUUUUCAAGUAUAUUUGUAUUGAAAAUAAAUUUUGUAAGAGUAUACAUUCAUAUGAUGGUUUCACAUGAACAUUUCUCAGUUCUGUCCCAAUUCCCUUACACUCUCAAAUCAAUAUAAUUUUUUCUCCUCUCUCUUUAGUAUACGAAUUGACAUCAAGAUGAUAAUAAUAAUGAAAUAAAAUCAUGUACAGUAAUAAAAAUAUCUGAACUGGACAAAGCAAAGGAACACAAUAAAAAAGUAAUGAAAACUCUAAAGGAACACAAGUAGACACAGAGCCAUCUACAUUUAUAUACACAACCAGAGUCUGUAAUACAUAAGCAAACGGCCUAUAAGGAAGAAAGAAAGAAAAAGUUCCAAUAUUUAAGGAAUUGUGGGACAAAGAUCUUGUGAAAGUGCCAUUGAAUUCAUUUUACGUUGACCUUCUAUUGUAGCACAUGGGGUAUAUCGUUCAAUGUGGUCUGUAUACCCAAUGAGACUCUAUAGGAAAAUAGUAAACACUAAUUUUUCCUUUAAAAAUGGUUCUUGUUUUAGAGAGUCCAGUCCACUUGAUAUAAGUACCUUUUCUGUAGCCAUCCAUGUUUAUGUCUUUUCUUCAUUUGCUUACUGCUCCAGUUAGGCCAAUCCCUGCAUCCAUGCAGAGCAGAGGUGGAGAAAUUUUGUCCAUUUAGGCUGCUAUUGUUACUUGAAGGAAGUCAAAUUAAAACAAUGAUGACCCUUCCUCCUUUCAUUUUUCAAUAGCCAAUACUUUCCAAUCAGGGGCCAAUGUCCCAUGAACCUUAUCCCUAUACAAGACUGAGUGUUGGCAGAAUGAAACUUGUGCAGUCUCAGUACUUACAGCCAUAGGUUGAGAGAGGUAUCUUUUUAUGGUGGAUAAUGAUUAUUCCAGAAGCUAGAAGCCAUCAAAGAAAGGUGCCUGGGCCAGAUUUUGGACAGAAAGUUCCCGGAGGUACCCAAAGCAACAUAGGGUAAUGCUUUUACUUUUGAUUUGUCACCACAACAAUAUUAUAAUAUUCUAUUGCUGAACACUUUUGUUAGGGCAUAUAGAGAAAUCAAUUUGGAACACAUAUAGAAGGUUUCAUGCUGCUGGACUGUGUACAGAGUGACAGAAGGUGACAUAUAGGAAAAGGAGGGGAAAAUCUAUCAACCUUCAUAUGCAGCUAUGAACCAUGAGGGCUAGAAUAUCAACCUCCCAGCCAAGAUGUACAACCUUGUGAAAUAAUAGCAUGACAUUUAUGGAAGUAAGCAAAAAAUUACUUCUGGUUGUCAUGGGGCCCAAUGUAGAGAAGAGUUUUCAUGUCUGGUACUGGGAAUCUGGUCAAAAUCCAUGGAUUGACAUAUUGUAUUCUCAAAUGGGAAACUGGAUACUUUGUUCAGGUGAAUUGAAUCCAUCAACCUACCUUUUGUUUAUUUAUGGUUCUAUUCAUAGAUGAAUGCAUUUACCGUUGUUUGACUAUUAAACUUCUAUAUGUGGAGAUAUUACAUUUGUUCUUUGUUCUAUUUAUUAUCCAAUUUAUAUAGCCUUGUCUGCUAAGAGCAUGUGUUCAUUUGAAAAUAAUUUUUGUCUUUAACAUAAAAUAAAUAAAUAAAUAAAUAAACAGUUUUCUUUUUUAUUGGAUAUUUUUUAUUUAUAUUUCAAGUGUUAUUCCAUUUCCCGGUUUCCUGGACAUAAGCCCCAAAUUCCAUCCCUCUCCCCUUCUUCUAUAAAUGUGUCCCCCUUCCCAACUACCCUCUUCCUGCCCUGUAACAUUCCCCUACACUCCUACACCGGGGGGGAGAGUGAAUGAGUUUGAGUGCAUACAUGCCUUGUGGUGUAUAUGGUGGUCAGAGGACAAUUUUGGGAAGUUAGUUGCUUUCUUCUAUGAAGGAUUCCAUGGGUCAAAUAUGGGGAAGACAUCAGACUUUGUGUGUGCAGUGAUUUACAUUCUGAGAUAUUACAAAGGUACAAUUUUUGCUUCUUUAACCUAAAUAAAUCUGGGUUGUCACUCAAAUCUGCCAUUAUUGUUCACCUGAAGUCCCAUAAAACAUUUGACAGACAUUAAAUCAUCUCAACAUUGUGAGAAAAGUUCAAAGGGUACAGUGUAGAUGCUUCCAUAACACAUGCAGGAAGUCUAUUUUGUACCUACCUCUCUGCCCUGGGAGAUCCCUCUAUUUGUAGCCUUCAAACAUUCUCUCUCUCUCUCUCUCUCUCUCUCUCUCUCUCUCUCUCUCUCUCCCUCCCCUGUGUGUGUGUGUGUGUGUGUGUGUGUGUGUGUGCAUCUGUGUGCUGUCUCUCUGUAUCUCUGUCUCUCUGUCUCUAUCUCUAACUUUUGGAGGGCAUGGGAAGUGGGGAUGGAGGAGCGUUGAAGAAAGUAGCCAGAGUUUCCCUGUGAAGGCAGAUACUUGUGCUAUUUCAAUUUACCACAUAAAGCCUCUGAAGAAUCAGAUGACUUACUUAAGGAGUCCCUAUAACUAACACUGGAAGUUUGCUCCUAGUACAUCAUCAAUGAGUGCAAGAAUAUGAAUAAAAUGAUUAACUUAGAAGAAAGUGGGUUUUAGCUUUCUACAAAGCAUGAAUCAGGGAGGUGUGGAGACAUGAGUGUCAUACCAUUUCAGGCUCUUGUGACUUCAUGUAAGUCCCAUCAUUCACAAAUUCCUUCACCACAAAAUUCAAAAAAGCCAUUUCUUGACAAGAUUGAUACGAAGGUUUAAUAGGAUACACAAGCAGGUUUGUGUUACUAUUUGUGAGGCAGGAAUUCACUAUUUAGCCUUCGGUGACCUGGAACAAACCAUAUAGACCUGUUUGGCCUAAAAAUCAGAGAGUAUCUGAGUCUGUUUCCCAAAUGCUGAGACUAAAGGUGUGAAUUACCACACCCAGCUUCAAAUAAAGUUUUUAAUCAUAACCUGGAAAGUAGAUUGCAAGUUUAAUUCAAUACAAAACAUUACUACUUCAAGAGCAAUACUCAAUUCUUUUCUUAGCAUACAGUUUUGACCAAAACACUGAAUCUUCAAGCCUGUGCUUUCAGGAGGUCAUCCAGAGUAUAUGACCUACAUCAAAGGCUUUGAAGUAAAUGUAAUCAGGAAUAUAGACAGAAGCUCAUAGAUUUCAAGGAAAUCUUUUGAAGCUUUUAGCCUCCAGAAGCUUCUCUAAGACACAAACCAGGCUAGAUUUUCUAUCUGAUAAUUUCCAGGUGUUUGGAAGGACAAUAGAGGGAUGGUCCAUGAGCAAAAGUGAGAAACUGACACAUCUACAUCCCUAAACCAUUGAUGCUUUAGAAAAUCAACAAUCUACCCUCAAAUCUGGAGGUUUAUGUCACAUUUUCCACAGAAAUAUGUGCUGAAACUUUCUUUCAUCCUUAUCUCUCCUGAAAGGGUGUCAUUCUGCACACAGAGGCUAAAAAACGCACGCACAGGGCACAUUUGGUUGUUCUUUCUACAUAUUGUUUGCCUCCCCCAACAACAUGCAAAGACUCUGAGCAAAAAAGUCCAGAGCUGUUUGGUUGUUACUGUGACCAUGGUAUUAGCAGGAGAAGAGGGUGCUACCAGUGGACUUGAUGAAGGAGGAGGGUGGUUAACUGAAACUGAACAGAGAGUUGGUGUUUGUUUCGUUGAAGAGAUGUUGGAGAAGGCCCAUAAACGAUAGCCAAAGAGCAGCAGCUUCCUUUAUGUGCUUACAAUUGAGCUCUGAGUUUAUAGAAGACUGUAAACUGGUAAGCAACACAAUUAGUGUUGGAAGAUAUAGUAACUGCAGAUGGAAGUGACUGAUACUCCAGUUUUGUUGUUUCAACCAAAGUGCAGCAGAAAACAGGAAGUACAGAACUCACACGACAAGGUAAUAAAACAGUGAAGAAAUAUUUGUUCAGUUUUGUCUACUAAAUUCAUUUUUGUAUUUUUAUGAAAAAACAAACAAAAAAGUAACAAAUACAAACACACACACACACACACACACACACACACACACACACACACACACAUAUUUCCUGGCUCCUUUGCUGCAAAAGCAUUUAGUUGUGACAACUGCUUUAUGUUGGGACAGACAAAAUCCUAGUCACACAUUCAAACUUCCAGUCAGACCCUCAGACCUCAGUGCCAUCAUUGCAGAGCUGCAAGCUACUCUUCCUGUCCCAGGCUGAGAAGAGGGACACCUGGAGUAGCUAUGAGUCCAUAGGAAGGACUGAUCACUUGCUUCACUGGGAGUAUCUCACUUCUAGGUACUGUCUCUUAAGGUGGAACUUUCACGACCAUGAAAUAUGGUAAACUUCACAGGUCUUAAGACAACCCCAAACAGCUCUAUUUUGAGAUUUCCUGUGCUUGUAUCUACCCUGGGUAUUUGAAAUCACACCUACUUUAACAUUCUGACUAAUCUGCCUACACACAUGGCCCUUGAUGUGCUAAAGCACUGGGAGCAAGGAAAUAAAGAAGAUAUAGGAAUGUAGUGAGCAUGAUAAAAGGGGCCAAGAAAAGAAUUUUGUGUGAAUAUAUGGGAUCUCCAAAUUCCCUCUUGGAGAAGACAGAAUCCUUAAGAAGUUUGCUUCCUCAGUCCCUGUUUCUCAUUGUGUCAUACAGAGACCCUAAUGCAUCUCCAGUGCAUCCGUUAGGGACUCCGCAGGCCCCACCCAUCCUCCUUAAACCACUUUCAAGCUUAAUCUUUUAAGCUUAUUUCUUAUUCCUGUUGUAAGGUGUGAUAGAGUUCAUGAUUACAGGAAUGACUGUAUAGCUGAGACAGCCCUGAAACACUUGGUUUUGCUUCCUGUAACUUGUGAGUUUUCUAAUUACAGCAUGAUCUACCAUGCUCAGUCCUUCUGUCCUUAACUGUUGAUUGUAUAUUUAUUUUUAUUAUUUUGGUGAAAAGUUUUAUUCUAGCUCAUUAUCCAAUAAGCGUAGGGAUCCUGCUAUUAAAACAGGCAAACUUAUGUCUGGUUCAACUUAGACCUUAGCUCUUUGCAGCAAACAACUCUCACUCAUUUUAAGAAAGAUAUUGGAGUCUAGUAGCCUAAUUUUCAAAUAAGCUCAACUGUUAUUCAUAGGCCUGAAAAUGAAAUGGAGUAGCUACAUUGCUAAUGACUAGUUUACCACAGAACCAAGUUUGAAAUCCCGGAAUAAACAUUGAAAACCUUGAUGAUAUUUUAGUCUAACCGUAUUUUUUAUGAGCAGUUUUCAUUUCAACUCACCACACAUUGGAAUCAGCUGAUGUUAGAGCCGCAUUUCCAGACUGCAAUCAUGGGCUAAGAAACCGCUGCAUUCCAGGAAUACUAAAGUUUUUCCAUGCAACACAGGAAGUACUGAGGGUCUCAGUCUUGUGGACUGAAAAAACACUGAGCUAUCAGCUCCACCGGUGAGAGACAAAGCCUGUGGAACUAUUCAUUGUCUUAAGGUCACUACUUUAAAUACAAAGAUCUCUCAUAGGCCUGUACAGUUUCCAUAUCCCUAAUGUCACACUAAGGUCAGAGCCUUGACUGUUGGGUGCUUCUUUCUUAUCCGAGGUCUCUGUCUUGUCCUGUAUAGUGAACCAAACGAACUUUGGAGGAAAUGGUUUAUUUCACUUCACAUGUUACUCCUAGAUGUUAAAGGAAUACUGAACAAAAAUUUAGGUGAUUUCUCAAAGCAAAAACCACAGAGAAACGAUCUUUCUUGAUUGCUCCUUGAUUCAAGUUUAUCUACUUCUUUCCUUCUCUUUCUACUUUUUCAAUAAUUUAUUUAAUAAUUCAACACUCUCUCCACUCCUCACACUCAUGCCCACACAAACCCCUCCCCCAUUAUCCGUCUCCAUUUACCCAGAGAAGGGGGAAACCUCUAUGGGUAAGAACCUGCCCUGGCACCUCCAAUUGCAACAGGAACAUCUUCUGCCUCUAAGCUAGACAACAAUGCCUUGGGGAAGGUAAGCCACAGUAUAGCAGCAGCCUCCUCUCCAAUUCUUAGGGUACCCAUAAAACAACCAUGCUGCACAUUAGUUAAAAAGAUGUAGGGGGGCAUAGGUUUAACCCGUGCAUGCACUGUGAUUGGUGGUUCAGUGUCUGUUAGGCUGCAUGUCCAGGUCAGUUAACUUUGUAUGUACCCUUGUGGUAGCUUGAUGCUCAGGAUUGAUUUUCAAAUUCCACACCCUUACACAAGACUCCCCAAGUCUAGCCUAACAAUUGACUGUGGGGACAGAACAUCUGUUUCCAUCAGUUAAUGGAUGAAGACUCUCAGGAGACAGUUUUUCUUGGCUCCAGUCAGCAAACUUAACAGUAUAAUUGAUAGUGUUGUGAUUUGGCUCUUUCCCGUUGGCUGGGUCUCAGGAUAUGGAAGCUACUGGCUGUCCAUUCUCUCCAUCUCUGCUCAAUCUUUAUUCCUUUCCAGAUUGUAGGUUGCACAACUUUUGGGCAAAUAUGAUAUGGGUAGUUUGGUGUCUAUUUCUUUCCAAGGCUAAUAUCCACCUGUAAGUGACACAUGCCAUGUGUGUCUUUCGGGAUCUGACUUACCUCACUCAGGAUGAUAUUUUCCAGUUCCGUUAAUUUACUGAAAAUUUCAUGCUGUUUUUGUUUUUAAUAGUUAAAAUUAUUCCUUGUGCAGAUAUAACACUUUUUUUUUUCAUUUUUCAGCUAAUGGACAUCUAAAUUGUUUCAAAUUUCUGGCUAUUACUAAUAAAGCUGCUAUGAACAUAGUGGACCAGAUCUACUUACAAUGUGGUGGAGUGUCUUUUAAGUAUAGGCCCAUGAGUUGUGUAGCUGAAUCUUGUAGUAGAACUUUUGCCAAUUUCCUGAAAAAUUGCCAAACUUAUUUCCAGAGAAGUUAUAAAAAUUUUUAUCCAGCCAACACUGGAGGAGAUUUUGUCAUGCUCCACAUCCUUGCCAGCAUGUGCUGUUAGCUAAGAUUUGAUCUUAGCCUUUCUGAUGGGUGUAAGGAAUCUCAGAGUAGUGAUUUGCAUUUCCCUAAUGGCUCAAGAUGAUGAAUAUUUCUUCAAAAUUCUAAGCCCUUCAAGACUACUCUGUCUAGAAUUCUCUGUUUAUCUCUGUACUUAAAUUUUAAUUUUGUUAUUUGGAUUGGGGUCUAACUUCUUGAUUUCUUUAUAUAUUUUGGAUAUCAGCCCUCUGUCAACUACAGGGUUGGUGAAGGUAUUUUUCCCAUCUGCAGACUCUUACUUUAUCCUAUUGACAGUGCUCUUUGCCCUGCAGAGAUUUCAGUUUCAUGAGGUCCAUUUAUUCAUUGUUGAUCUUAGUGGCUUAGCUAUCUGUGUUCUCUUCAGGAAGUUGUCUAUUGUACCAAUGAGUUAAAGGCUAUUCCAAACUUUCUAUUCUUUUAAAUUUCGUGUAUCUGGUUUAUAUUGGGCCACUUGAACUUGAGUUUUAUUCCGGAUGAUAAACAUUGAUGCAUUUGCUUUCUUCAACAUGCAGAUAUCCAGUAAUACCAGCAUCAUAUACCAGUUUUUAUUGUAUGGUUUUAACUUCUUUGUGAAAAUAUAAGUGACUGUAAGUAUCUAGGUCUAAUUAUGUUUCUCUGAUUCAAGUCGAUUGAUCUGCCUAUCUGUUUCUACAGUAAUACUAUGUCGAUUUUUUUUUCUGAAGUCAAGCAGGUGAUACAUCCAGAAGUUCUGUUAUAGCACAGAACUAUUUUAUCUAUUCUGUACUUUAUGGGAUUAUUGUUUUGCAUAUGCAGUUGAGAAUUAUUCUUUCAAAGUCUAAAGAAUUGUGUUAGAAUUUUUAUGGGAACUGCAUUGAAUUUGUAGAGUUAUCUUGGCAAGAUGGCCACUUUCACUAUGUUAACCUUAUCCAUCCUUGGGCAGUACUCAUUAAAAUUUUUAAAAGGUAAAAAUCUUUUAAAAUUAUUUUCAAUAAUUUAAAAUUCCAAGUGGUGUUUAGAAAUUAGAAGUUCUUCGUAUUGACUUUUUUUUGAUAAGGACUAUGCCACAUAAUUUCUUAUCAGAGGAAUGACCCAGAAAAAUAUUUCUAAGUAAAACCCAAAUCCAAUUAUGUCAAUCCAUGUUGUGUAAUAAUGUCUGCAUUCUGAAAGUCACCCAUGAACUUCUGGACCUGAAGGAAAUGUUAACUCACCCUUCUCUGUAUAGCAAGUUAUAUGGCAAACAUUGCUACACAGUGAGACUCUUCUCCAAAAGCACAACAAACAUAUUGGGAAGGAUAAAUACAUGUAAGCUGCAUGUGCACUCCAGAAAAAGCUGUACAACUGGCAACAUAAAGAUCCAUAUUACUCAAGAAUCCUCUCCAAAGCCUGAUGUUACUUUGUAUAGACGGGGUCAAUGAAAGGUUUCUUCAAGGCCCGUCAUUCCUAUGAGUGCUCUUCAGCCUCACUCUCUCUCCAUAAGAAAAACUAGUGUGCAAGGUCUCCUGAGUGUCGUGUCAUCUGUAGGUGAUCACAGCUUCACUUUUUCAAAUGAUGACAAUGGUCAAGUCUCAAUCAGAAACAAAAUCUACCCAUCUGUCUUCCAGGUGGAACUUGGAUGCAUAACUAUAGUCAGAAAGUCAUUGUAGGUGGCAGCAAGUCAAAUUCAUCUUCUAUAGACUGAGUUUGAAUCUAGGUUGGUCCUUGAAUCCUGACUCUACAAAAGCAAAAACAAACAAACAAACAAACAUCCAAACAAACCAAAUAUAAACUGCACAUGGUAAGCAAAUAAACAAUGUUUUUUUUCUUUUAUGCCCAUAAUGUAUGCUUUUAAUUAGAAUAUGCCUAAGAAACUAGUACAAUAAAAAAAUCACAGAAAUCCAAGAAAUUAGCAAUAGGCACAAAUAUAUUAAAAGACAAACUGACCCAAAUUAAAAGAGAAAUAUUUCAGUUGCACUAAGUUUUUUAAAUACAUGCCUAAUCAAUAAAUAUCUUCCCCCAAAACCAUCUUCAAGCCCCAUUGUUAAUUGAUAACUAAAAUUUAAGAAAAUAAAAUAGAAAUUCUCCCAAAAAUCUAAACUUUCAAAAAAUACAAGAAUGACUUCUAAAAAUUCCAAAUAAGCAAAUACCAGUAUUUUCUCCAUGUCAUAGACAUAAAAGUCUUGGUUAUAACAGCACAUACUGUUAAUUAAAACACCCAGGAGGCAGAGGUAAGAAAAUUUUUGUGAUCUUAAUAGCAGUCAGGUUAACAUAGUGAAUUCAGUGCCAGCCAAGCUUAGAGACAAAUUCCUUGUCUCAAGAAAAAAAAAGAAGCACACAAAUAAAUAAAUAAGUUUUAAAGAGAAUUUUAUAGAUUACAUCCAUAAUAAUAACAUGUAAAAUUGUAAAUGGGCAGCACAGGCUACACAUUGAAUUCCAGGUCAGGUAAAGGACAAGUGUAAGACUCUGUUUCAAAAUAAAAUUGGACACCAAUGGAAGGAAAAGCCCUUGGCCCUCCCAAGCCUGAACCCCACCACACCCCCCCGGUGUAGGAGUGUAGGGGAAUGUUACAGGGCAGGAAGAGGGUAGUUGGGAAGGGGGACACAUUUAUAGAAGAAGGGGAGAGGGAUGGAAUUUGGGGCUUAUGUCCAGGAAACCGGGAAAUGGAAUAACACUUGAAAUAUAAAUAAAAAAUAUCCAAUAAAAAAUGAAAACUGUUUAUUUAUUUAUUUAUUUAUUUAUUUAUUUAUUUUAUGUUAAAGACAAAAAUUAUUUUCAAAUGAACACAUGCUCUUAGCAGACAAGGCUAUAUAAAUUGGAUAAUAAAUAGAACAAAGAACAAAUGUAAUAUCUCCACAUAUAGAAGUUUAAUAGUCAAACAACGGUAAAUGCAUUCAUCUAUGAAUAGAACCAUAAAUAAACAAAAGGUAGGUUGAUGGAUUCAAUUCACCUGAACAAAGUAUCCAGUUUCCCAUUUGAGAAUACAAUAUGUCAAUCCAUGGAUUUUGACCAGAUUCCCAGUACCAGACAUGAAAACUCUUCUCUACAUUGGGCCCCAUGACAACCAGAAGUAAUUUUUUGCUUACUUCCAUAAAUGUCAUGCUAUUAUUUCACAAGGUUGUACAUCUUGGCUGGGAGGUUGAUAUUCUAGCCCUCAUGGUUCAUAGCUUUCUCUCUCUCUGUCUCUCUAACACACAUACACAUAUACAUAAGCAUGAAACAAUAAUGAUCAAUGUGUUUACUUUAAGUAUAAAUGAUGAAAAAAGUGUGGAGACAGAAUCUGGUCAUUUAAGAUAAAAGCAUCAGAGGUAAUUGGUAAGGACAGGUAUGGAUUAAGAAGUAGGAGAAAACCUUGGAGGGGGGUUGAAGAAAAAGUAAGGAAGUCUCUGAGCUACCUAGAAGUUAUUAAUGGAGGCGAAAGGAGUCCUUUCAGUUUCUCUUCUAGUCUUGAGCCAUCCCCCAUUGUGCAAUGCUUGGCUAACCACAGUCACUAAAUUUAAAGAACAAUUGAAAUUGUUUUCAUCAAAAACAAGCCAGCAGAUGGAAAAAACUACAAUCAAAUGAGAGUACAGUUAAGUGGGAGACUUAAACAUAUUUAUCAUGGCAAAAGACUACUGAAGUCAAAUAGCCUGUUACAUCAUCUCUUUAUUUUAUUAUUAUUAUGGUUGAUUUUAUUACUAACAUUUUCAUUUGUAUUAUUAUUAUUAUUAUUAUUAUUAUUAUUAUUACUACUAUAGCAUUGUCCAAGGUCAAGCAUUUGCAUAUUUCCUACUAUGAACUGUACCCUCCAUCCCAGUGAAGUGUCUAAAGUCUUCAGCAGAAGCAGCAUUACUAGUAAUGUGCAUAGCAAGACCUUUGAAUGAAGGCCUACAGAUGCAAAAACUAUCUUUGUCCUUGGAAGAAAUAAGCAAUAGUAUAUUCUGGAACCAUCUUGAGUGACCAUGGCUCCUUGUUACAAUGUGGCAUCAUUUCAUUAAGUUGUGCAGUUUUAAAGAUCCUAGAAAGUCAUAAAUGAAGGCAAUUUCAUCAUACAUUGGUGGGUGGAUCAGAGAGUCGGUUGCAGCAAAAUUGAAGAAGCUAUUCUAUAGAUCAUCACAAGGCAUUGCUAGAUUUCAGGUUGGUGGAAGUUAAAGGAUUGCUAUGUUCAAAGAUUUCAUGAAGUUUUUAUCUAUUAGUCACAGGAUGUUACUUCUGGCAUAUGUUACUUUAGAAGACUAGAGCUAGCCUCUGACAAGAAAAUCAGUUCCUAGACCCACAGCAUCGAAAUGUUCCCACUUCUCUGUAGUUUAAAUCAGUCUGAGCUGAAUCAGUUUCUUUCCAGGAAUUCUCAUCAGAAACCUAAGGGCAAAAGUCAGAAGAAAAACCACCGCAUCUCAUCUCUAUAAAAUCAAUUGUGAAUAUUUUCAUGCCAACUGGUAGACUGUAAAUUAACUAGCUGUCAUGUGAUAAUCUAUGUCUGAGUUUCUUAAAUAUAUAUCUCCUUGAAUCUAUGACUCCAUGCAUAAAAUGUCUUUCUUAGUAUGUUCUAAAGUAUAAAACUGCUAUUAAACAACUAGAAUGUUCAGAAGUAGGUUAACUAAUUAAUUUAUACCCCAUAUAAUUGCUUAAUAAGUACAUAUGGCUUUGAAAUCUAGAGAACAAUAUUUAUGAAAUGAAGAAAUACUUAUUGUUUAUCAGAAAAAUAUCUAUCAGAAAACUAGUGCAUAUUUGUAUAGAGGUAUACAGCUGUAAUUCUAAGACAGAAAAGAGUGAGACCAAAGGACUGUGACUAUGAGGUCAGCCUAUGCUACAUAGCAAGGUACAAGUAUCUUAAACAAGAAUAAGAACAAACAUCAAACAAGUCAAAAAAAAACCAAUAGAACAAAACAAUAUCUAGGCCUGAGUCUGUAACUCUGAGGAAGAGUAUGUACUGAGCCUUGUCUUAGAUUCAAUUUCUCAGCACCACAAAAACAUCAGUAGUAAAACCACUCCAUAUAUAAUGAUAUCAACAUUCACAGAAAAUAUUACUUAUCACUUAAAAGGUAGGAAUGUGUAAUGGAGGCCUUUGGUCCUGUGGAGUGUUGAUGCCUCAACAUAGAAGAAUGCUAGCAUGGUGAGGUAAGAGUGGGUGGUUGGGUGGGUAGGAGAGCUUCCUCGUAGAAGCAGGGGCGGGGAAGCAGAUGGAUAGGGGUUUGAGGAGGAGUAACAGGGAAAGAGGAUAACAUUUGAUAUAUAAAUAAAUAAAAUAAUCAAUAAAAUAAAAGUUAACAAAAAAAGGUAUAAGAGUAAAAGAAAGACAUUACCAGUGGAAAUGUGGGUGCUUUAAAGAUUUUUCUAGUACAUACUUAGCUAUAAUUCACAUAAUUCAAAAAUCAAGGAAUAACUUUAAAAAUUGUAGAAUAAAGGAAAUUUCCAACCGUCUGUUAAAAAUCUAGGAGGGGUUUCAGUCUGUGAGUUGCUGCCUAUAUAUAGGUGAGGGCAGGUAUGAGAUAAAGCAAAAGCCUGUGAUUGGGCAGUAAAAAAGGAAGGCAAACUGAGAAUUUUAGAAAAGGGCCAGAGAGUUGGAGAGACUCAGAAAGGGAGGAAGAUGAAGGAAAAGAAAAUAGAUCCAGAUUCCAAAUGAUUUUAAAUAGCCACAAGUAGCUAUGAAUAUCUAAUACAGGUUGUAUAAUUGCAGGACAGUUUGUCUUAUCUAGUUGGGCAGUUAACAACGAUAUCAAUUGGGACAUUUUGUGGAAUGAGAAUUUACAGAUUUAAAUAUGAUUGAUUAAUUACAAACCUCUAGAGUUUUGAUUUCAUAGGGUUCUAGGGAUAUAUGACUGCUAGCCACAGAGGGUAGAUGUCUGGGAACGUGGGCAGAAUCCACACAAGAAAACAGCAAGUAGGGCUGUCACUGCAUGGGGUUAGCAAUGAAAGUGGCAGGACCACCGAGGCCAGAGAAUAGCAGGCCUUAGUAUGGAUUUGUGCAUUUUUUAGUAUUUUCCACAAUGUCAGUCCAUCUUUUUCCUUGUGGUUUUGCUAAGGACACUAGCUUUACUCUCUCUGCAGAAGUUUACAUCUUCUCAGUCUUCAAAUGUCAAUCAUGAACAUUUGUUUUGUAGCAUCUGGAAAAAUAUGUUGCUUCUUUCCUUUGCUCUCACAGUCAGCUUUCAUUAAGCAAUUUCCUCUUUUUGGUUUGGUCAAGAGGAGGGGCAGAAAAUCAUGAGAUUGAGUACCACUCAGAAGAAAUUUAGUUUUUCUUUUUUCUCUGAGCCUAUUAGUGUAUACAGACAAGUAAAGUUCAACUUUUCCACCAACUGAGUGAUCAAUUUCCUCCACGAGAAUCGCUUCAGGAUAGAGACACAGGUAACAAUCACUGUUUUUAUUCUUUUUCUAUUAAAUGAUCAAGUAUAUUUUAGAGAAUUUCAGAUGGUGUGACAUGAAAGCCAGAUAGAUGGGGAAGCCCUGUUGGUUGUAUUAAAUCGGAUUAACUCUGGCAGCAUGUGAAAAUAUUAUUCUGUACUAGUAUUUUCUUUCAGCGUAUGCUGUGACUGGUGUUGUGUUCUAAGAAAUUAAGGUUGAAGGAUGUAUGGAGAUCAUAACUCUUUAAAUGGAUCAAGUGUUUAUAUAUUAUCCAUUUGAAUGAUGCCAAAUUAUCAACCAGGUUAGAUGGGUCAGUCUGUAAAUGAACUUGCUACACAAGCCUGACUGAAUACUUGAGGUUGAUCCCUAGAAGUCACAUGAACUUGGAAAGCAAAAUUUGUAGAAUUGUCUUCCAGACACAUGAACCUUGGCUUGAGCAUACUUUUUCCAAGAGCAAUAAUAACAAACAACAAUUUUGAAAAAUAGUUCUGUAGUCGAAGGAUACUUUUAUGUCAAGAAAUAAGGCAAAAAAUGAAUAACUUCAGAAAUCUUCAUAAAUUAAAAACUAGAUAAGAAUGCUAUCAAUGUGCAGCUUGCCCAUAUUAUCUGCUGGUACACAUCUCAGUUAUAAUGUGAAGGUAAUGUCACUUACAAAUAUUUUACAUCUACAAAUGCAUUGAUAUCUAUUUUCAGAUUGUGUCAUUCAUGGACGUUAGCUCAUGUAUACUGUAUAGUAACAAAAUUUAUUUUCAUAUGACCUUUUCUUGAAACAUCAUGUAUGAGUAUAUUAUAUGUAACAUGAUUAUGUACAUGGAAGGGUUUGAGAUUAAAACUUCAUAUUGCAUUGACUAUGCCACUCUCUGUUGCUCCCACUCCCCAUUCACAAAUAUUCCCUUUCUACCUUCCUGGUUGUGCAGUUACUAAAGGUUUCAACUCAUUUCUUAAGAAUUUAACCAGAGGCCUCAGAUAAGAGAGAAUAUUCAGCAAUUGUCUUUCUGGGUCUGGUUUAUCCCUCUCAGUAGAAUUUUCUCUAGUUGAAUCCAUUUACCAGGUCCAAGAAUAGAGAGGAUUUGGUAGGUUGUGGCUAGGUGGAGAGAUUCGGCAUCUCAUAUGUUUGGGACUUCAACCCAAAAGAUAUUUCUGUGUCUUGGAUCUUCUGCCGUAUUAACCUUCAAAUAUUCUCUUGAAGAUUGUUUCUGGAAAACUCUGAGAGUCAUGAAUAAAUAAAAAGACUGAAAUGACAUUUUUAUAUUCAUGUAUUUAUCAAACUGUGUAAAUAAUUUUAAAGCAAUAUUUUUUAUUCCUAAAGCUUUGACGUUUUCUAUUCAAAUAGAUUGUCGAAAAGUAUUUCUAUGUUUUCAGUGAUACCAAUUUAAAUUCUAACAUGUUUAUGUGUUGAACAUUUUGAACAAAGUGGCUAUGCCACUAUUAUAAUGACUUAUUAGUAAAUAUGUAAUUCUUUCCAUAUUUCUUAACAAUAAUUGCUGUGACCCUUAGAAAUAUGAAUGUCUAUAACAUAAAUGUACAAUGAAUUCUCAUCUGCCAUGUAAAUGGGGAGUAGUUCGUGUCAGGGUGUUUGGGUAUUAAGGGAUUUAGUCGGACCCCACCCUUUCCCAACCGUCUUUAUCAUCAGAUCUAGGUACCUUCCUAUAGGUGGACAUUUAAACUUUGAAAAAAAAAACAAUUCUCAAGGCUCCAGUAUACUUCAUAUAUUCAAAAAGAUGACUGAACAGGAGGUUACUUACACAACUGUGAGAUUUCAUAAGUCGUCAGUGUUCCAGAACGAAGUGAGGUCUGAGGAGACUCAAAGUGCUAAAGAAAUAGGCCACAGAGAGAGUUCAGUCCCCUGGAAGCUCAUUGUUAUAGCUCUUGGAAUCCUCUGUUCAGUUCUGCUGGUAACUGUUGCAGUAUUGGUGACAAACUGUUUGCAGUAUAAUCAUGAAACACAUGAACUGCAAGAAACUCAAAACUCUCAACAUAACUGCAGCACCAUGGAAAAUGACAUCAAAUUAAAGGAAGAAAUGCUGAGAAAUAUGUCUAUAGAGAGUACUCGUUACAAUGCUCUUCUGGACUUAAUCAACAGAGAACAGAAGAGAUGGUACAACAAAACUAAGACUGUUUUAGCUGCCCCUCAGCACACAGGUGGUUGUGUUGAAAUGCAUUGGUUAUGCUAUGGUAUAAAAUGUUAUUAUUUCAUCAUCGACAAAAGAACAUGGCGUAAAUGUAUAUAGACCUGCCAGAAUUACAGCUUAUCCUUUCUGAAGAUACAUGAUAAGGAUGAACUGAAGUUCCUUCAGGACCACAUUAUUCGAGACAGUUACUGGAUUGGAUUGUCAUAUAAUAAUAAUAAAAAGGAAUGGUCAUGGAUUGACAACACCACAUUGAAUUGUGAUUUGGUGGCAAUGAUAUCACUACACAAAACAGGAAAUUGUAAAUAUUUCAGUAUGACAGGUCUACAUGAUGAUGACUGUGGUAAAAGACAUCUCUGUAUCUGUGAAAAGGGAAUAGAAAAAUAUCCUGCCCCAUUGUGCAGUGUGAACGAAAGGUCACAGUCUGCUCUGUGAAUAAAGAGAUGAGUUGCAAAGCGAAGAAGUCUUCUGAAAUUUGUCUUAAGAGCAGACACAGUAUUCCCUUCUGGCACAUGGAGCAGCUUGCAUGUGGAGAAUGGACAUCCUUUGUUCCAAGACCCAAAUGAUUUUCCUCACAUUCUCUCCUGAAUGACACACAGAACCACAUGGAGAACUCAAUAAAUAAUGCACACAUCACAUAUUCUUUUGGAUAUUUCUACAGCCCAUGGCUUGUUAGUACAAUUAAUAACAAAUCUGCAGUUGUGGGUUUUCAUGUAGAGGUUAGUUACUAUUUGGUUUUUUGUUUGUUUGUUUGUUUGUUUGUUUUUUUUUCUGUUUUUUGAUUUUUUUUUUGGUGUAGAAAAAGUUAGCAUUUUUAAAACCUUUUGAGAUGAGGAACUGUGGAUGGGAGGACUGAUUGUGGUUAUGUCUUGACUGUUAAUAAAUAAAAUGAUUUUGAAAACCUUA